GUUGCUAAAAUAGUAAUGAGGAAGGGUGUAAUAUAAGUAUGGUCAUACAGUUCUUGUCCUACAAGUAACCAGAGUGGUAUGUAUGCAUGUUGUUCAGUCUCCUUUUGAAAGGUAGAAGUAAAAUCAUUUGUAUGUUUUUCUCUUGUACAGCUUAAAAUGACAAAUGUGUAAUUUCUGUGGAAUAAAUGGCGUCCAAAGUCACAGAUGCUAUAGUCUGGUAUCAAAAAAAGAUUGGAGCAUAUGAUCAACAAAUAUGGGAAAAAUCUGUUGAACAAAGAGAAAUCAAGGGGUUAAGGAAUAAACCAAAGAAAACAGCACAUGUGAAACCAGACCUCAUAGAUGUUGAUCUUGUAAGAGGGUCUGCAUUCGCCAAGGCAAAGCCUGAAAGUCCUUGGACUUCUUUGACUAGAAAGGGAAUUGUUCGAGUUGUGUUUUUUCCUUUUUUCUUCCGGUGGUGGUUACAAGUAACAUCGAAGGUCAUCUUUUUCUGGCUUCUUGUCCUUUAUCUUCUUCAAGUUGCCGCAGUAGUAUUAUUCUGUUCCACUUCUACCCCACAUAACAUACCUCUGACAGAAGUGAUUGGGCCGAUAUGGCUGAUGCUGCUCUUGGGAACUGUGCAUUGCCAGAUUGUUUCAACAAGAACACCCAAACCUCCUCUAAGCACAGUCGGUAAAAGAAGAAGGAAAUUAAGAAAAGCAGCCCAUUUGGAAGUCCAUAGGGAAGGAGAUGGCUCUAGUACCACAGAUAACACCCAGGAAGAAGCAGUUCAUAAUCAUAGUACAAGCACCCCUUACACUGUUGGCGCUGUCUUCAGAGAUCUCUGGCAUGCUGCUUUCUUUUUAUCAGGGUCAAAGAAAGCAAAGAGUUCAAUUGAUAAAUCAACUGAAACUGACAAUGGCUAUGUAUCCCUCGAUGGGAAAAAGACUGUUAAAAGUAGUGAAGAUGGGAUAGAAAACCAUGAACCUCAGUGUGAAACUGUUAAACCAGAAGAGACAGCCUGGAUCACAGGAACUUCUAGGAAUAUUCCCAGCAAAGAUACUCAAAGGACAUUAACAAAUGUCUCUGAUGAAGUAUCCAGUGAAGAUGGUCCUGAAACAGGAUACCCAUUACGCCGUCAUGUGGACAGGACGUCUGAAAACAUUCUUCGAAGCAGAAAGUCACACCAUUAUAAGAAGCAUUAUACUAAUGAGGAUGCCCCUAAAUCGGGUACUAGUUGCAGCUCUCGCUGUUCAAGUUCCAGACAGGAUUCUGAGAGCACAAGGCCAGAAUCUGAAACAGAAGAUGUAUUAUGGGAAGACUUGUUACAUUGUGCAGAAUGCCAUUCAUCUUGUACCAGUGAGACAGAUGUGGAAAAUCCUCAAAUUAAUCCAUGUGUGAAAAAAGAAUAUAGAGACGACCCUUUCCAUCAGAGUCAUUUACCCUGGCUCCAUAGCUCCCACCCGGGAUUAGAAAAAAUAAGCGCUAUAGUAUGGGAAGGCAAUGAUUGUAAGAAAGCAGAUAUGUCUGUGCUUGAAAUCAGUGGGAUGAUAAUGAACAGAGUGAACAGCCAUAUACCAGGAAUAGGAUACCAGAUUUUUGGAAAUGCCAUCUCUCUAAUCCUGGGUUUAACUCCAUUUGUUUUCCGACUGUCUCAAGCUACAGACUUGGAACAACUCACAGCACAAUCAGCUUCAGAACUUUAUGUGAUUGCAUUUGGUUCUAAUGAAGAUUUCAUGGUUCUUUCUAUGGUUAUAAUAAGUUUUGUGGUCCGUGUGUCUCUCGUAUGGAUUUUCUUUUUUUUGCUCUGUGUAGCAGAAAGAACUUACAAACAACGAUUGCUUUUUGCAAAACUUUUUGGACAUUUAACAUCUGCAAGGAGGGCUCGAAAAUCUGAGGUUCCUCAUUUCCGUUUGAAGAAAGUACAGAAUAUAAAAAUGUGGCUAUCUCUUCGUUCCUAUCUUAAGCGUCGAGGCCCUCAGAGAUCAGUUGAUGUCAUCGUUUCAUCAGCUUUCCUAUUGACUAUCUCAGUUGUAUUUAUCUGUUGUGCUCAGCUGCUUCAUGUACAUGAGAUCUUCCUUGAUUGUCACUACAACUGGGAACUCGUCAUAUGGUGCAUCUCACUGACACUUUUUCUCUUACGAUUUGUUACACUUGGAUCAGAAACAAGUAAAAAAUAUAGCAAUACCUCAAUAUUACUUACUGAACAGAUAAACCUCUACUUGAAAAUGGAGAAAAAACCUAACAAAAAGGAAGAACUAACAUUAGUGAAUAAUGUUCUAAAGCUGGCCACUAAACUAUUAAAGGAAUUGGACAGUCCCUUUAGACUGUAUGGGCUUACAAUGAAUCCACUGCUUUAUAACAUCACCCAGGUUGUCAUCCUGUCAGCUGUUUCUGGUGUUAUCAGUGACUUGCUUGGUUUUAAUUUAAAGCUAUGGAAGAUUAAAUCAUGACAAUUCAGAGACGAGAAGAUGCCGCCUCUUUCAGAGUAUGAAUUCUGACUAAGCUGCCUGAAAACAGUCACUGACUCCUCACUUCAGAGGUCUCCACUGGGAAAUUGAAGUGUUUACAUCAGACUGUCUUGUGCAAUUCUUAUAUUUAUUUUACUUGUUCACUAUUUUUUUACAUUUAUUUUAGUGUUUUUUUUUAAAGCAUUGGUGUUCUUAGUUGUUGAAAGGGUGAUAAAACUGAUACCCCAAUACUUGAGAUCCUGGUAAUUGCUUGUAAUUAACAAAAUAAGAAAUUGUGAGAAUAGAAGCCAUUGCUAAGCACUGUUUCUCCAUCAAUGCCGUGAACUUGCCUUACUUGAGAAAAAUAAUUUAAUAUUGAAAUACUGCAUUGGACUCAACUAGACACAUACAGCAUUUUCUUCAGUAUGUCAAGAUUUAGUCAGGGUUUCUCUUGAAAUGUUAUAGAACAAUGCCAGGAUCUAAACUUAUUAAGCUACAGUUUAAGCACCCUUCAGUGUUAAUACAUAUGGUAUUAUAUAACAGGUCAACAAGUGCUCUUUGAUGAUAAAACUCUUAAUGGAGCAAUAAUUGUAAAUGGUUACCAUACUGUAAAAUAUUUUGAUAAAAAUAAAUUAGUAAUAAUUAUAUUUAUUUGAAACACUGGGCUGUUUGCACAGCUCCAACUGUGCAUGCUCAAAAUGUGCACUUUUAAAAUUGUUACUUUUAAUGCAUAUCUUUCUAUGGGAUAUGUUAUAGUGUACUAGGGCAUGAUAUGGUAUCCUUUUGAGUGAGAGGUAUUCUCAUCUCACAAGUGAAGUGCCUAUUGCUAUUACUAAAGUACGUUAUGUUUACUCAAGCAAAAUAAUUUUCUCCAUGGUACACUAUAGUGUAUGCUAUUCAUACAACACUUAAAUAAACAAGUAUAAGAUUAAGAGUGAGUAAAAUAUUUCUCGGAAUUAUAAAAUUACAUCCAACUUUUCAGAAGACACAGCUUCAGCAUCCAAAUUCUAUGCUCUAAACUUAAUCUGGUGCAACUUCCCAUCCAACCAUCCCCCCUCCACCCUACUCCCACCCCAUUGCACCCCCAGUAUAUAAGGGCUAUCUUAACCUGGAAAAUUAACUACUCUCCCCUUCAGUAAUUUGCCAAGUGUCCAAUGAGAACUUGUCAUGUUGGUAUUUUAGGUAAAUGGGGAAAAUACGACAGUAUGUUAUAUUGGGCCUUGAUUUUAAGUUGUUAUGUUUGUACAAUCAAGAGUAUUUUAGGAAUUACAUGAAACAUAAAAUGUUCUGUGACUUUUUUGUUAAAUUGAGCAUCUGGUUUCUAAAGCAAAGAAUUUAUUUGAAAAUAAUCUAGAAUUUUCUUGGUGCAGAGUCAUGUUGAAUAUCCUCACAUUUUUGCCAUGUUUUAAGUAAUUUAUAAAAUUAAUUGUAAAUAAUUUAUUUGAUUGGUGCAGUUCUAAUUCCCAAAUCAUAAUCUUAAAUCAGGAAUGUGUGGAGAAUAGAGCCAUUGUCCUAUCACUUUGCUCUUACCAUUCCUUUUGACCAGCCUCAAUUCAACCUUGUUAUAUAGUGUUUUUUUUCCUUUGUAUACACAACAACAGAAGGCAUUUUGUUUUAUUUGCCUAAGUUCUAAUAUGUUUAAUAAUGACCAAAGUGCAUUCUGAGUAUCUUCAAGGAAUGUAUUACUGGAGCUUUAAGAACAUACUUAGUUUCUCAUGUGAAAUAUUAGGCUUUGUCUGAUAGGUUCCUUCUUCCUCUAUUGUCCAAUAUUGAGGUUGUUUUUAGGAGUUAUAUUUUAUAAACUUUUUCAAAAUAAGGUACAUACCUAUACAGAACUUAACAUUUUGCACAGAAUAUAUUAAAUAUAUUUUGAGAAAAAAAGUACGGCAUGAGUUCUGUUAGGGAUAAGAGAUGAAAUUAUUGUAUCUCACACACACAAAAAAAACUUAUUUCAGAAUGGAACUAUUUUUAAGAAAAGUAGGCAAGUAUACUGAUUUAGGACAAUGCUUGCAUUAGGUUGAAGUUCAGUUUAACUUAGAAUUGGGAGUUGAUUUAUUGAGUAUCUCUCAACAGCUUAAUAGUAUGUUGAAUUAUGUCAUUAAUGUUGGCAGCAGUAGAUACUAAAAGGAAGAAGUUGUCAUGUAGAGCAGUCUCAUAGUGUUAACAGAACUGUUUCAAGGUAGAAUAUUGACAUUGCUGCCUUUAAGAUUACCAUGAAUGUAAAAAAUUGCAAUUGUAACAUAUCACAUCGUAUAGAAAAGACAGUUUAAGGGUAGAACGGACAGAUGUCAUGUAUUAACUGUUGUUCUUGCCACAUGUGUUGUAUUUGGAAGUUUGAACAAGUUUAAAAUAAAACGUUAUAUGACUGGU
Messenger RNA from Perognathus longimembris pacificus (Pacific pocket mouse), 4796 nucleotides. RefSeq names its product putative homeodomain transcription factor 2 (gene Phtf2). Gene Ontology annotation, cellular component: endoplasmic reticulum. The record is from RefSeq and is a predicted model, not a curated record. The transcript is spliced from 17 exons. Lineage: Eukaryota; Metazoa; Chordata; Mammalia; Rodentia; Heteromyidae. Bases 186 to 2429 code for a protein of 747 amino acids.